This is a messenger RNA of Paramuricea clavata, 327 nucleotides long. The record is from the annotation of a GenBank genome assembly. Lineage: Eukaryota; Metazoa; Cnidaria; Anthozoa; Malacalcyonacea; Plexauridae.
AUGAAAGCGCUCGAGGACACGAAUACUCGCUUAAAACGUGAAGUGACAGAGCUGCAUCGAAAGUUGGGUGAAGUCGAUGCUAAAGCGAAUGGAAAUGAGCAGUAUUCUCGCCGAAACAAUCUACGUUUCUGUGGUAUUACCGAGAAAGAAACGGAGGACUGCUACGAUGAAGUUGUGAAAUUUUGUGAUCGCGAGUUGGGAGUGGCAAUCGAGCGAAGUGAAAUUGAUCGUGCUCACCGAAUUGGUAAACCCCAGCACGACGAUGGCCGUCCUCGUGCUAUUAUUAUCAAGCUUACAUUAGCUUUCACAGCAAGCUAUCAAUAUUAA